AUUGUCCCUGGAUACAUAAAUAUUAUUUUUAAUGCAAAGUGCAUUAUUGUUAUUUCUGCUCGUUGUCCUACUUAAUGCGCAUGCACAUUUAUAAGAACGUCAAGCACACGGAAGUAAUAUAAAUUUUAAAACAUAUAUUGUACGAAUCUAAUCUCAAUUAGCCCAUUCUUUUAUACAUUUAAUCAAUAUUUGAAAGAAAAUGUGGUGUAAAACGAUUCUAAAGUUAAAAAGUACCUUUCGAUUGGCACAAUUUCGUUCUGUAACUAAGCUAAUGAACGAAUUGGAGGAUAAUAAUCCGGAAGACAAGAUGCAUGCUUGGCAGAUACAUGCAUACAACGGACUGGACGAUUUACGAUUUACCAAUCUCAGGAUACCAGUAGUCAGGAAUCCAAUGGAUGUCUUGGUGAAAGUUGAUGCUGCCAGUGUAAAUCCCAUCGACAUUGCAAUGACGAGGGGUUACGGCAUGAAUUUACUGAAUUUAAUGCGUAAAACAAAUUGCUCAAGAGAGUACGAUGAAAUAGAGUUACCUUUGACAUUAGGCAGAGACUUUGCAGGAAUAGUUGUGUCAAAAGGAUAUGGUGUAGGUGAUAAACUGGAACUGGGUGAAGAAGUUUGGGGAGUGGUCCCAGUGGAGAAGCAGGGCUGUCAUGCAAAUUAUGUUGUAGUUAAUAGCAACAUGGUACGUUCACGUCCUCGGAGAUUGUCUCAUAUAGAGGCUGCAAGUAUUUUAUACUGUGGAUUGACUGCAUGGUCAGCACUGUGGUACACGGGAGGAUUAUAUUAUAAGAACUUGCUAGCUGUAAGGAACAGGCAAGUUCUGGUCAUGGGGGGUUCUGGAGGAGUUGGGACCAUCGCUAUACAGCUUCUGAAAGCUUGGAAUAUGCAUGUGACUAGUACGUGCAGCGAUGAUGCUGUGGAGAGCCUGCGGAAUUUAGGCGCUGAUGUCGUCAUCGAUUACAGGCAGAACGAUGCUGACGAACAAAUUAUCUCGGAGGGACCGUAUGACAUAAUCUUAGAUUGCGCGAAACAAGGCCCGGAAUAUGUCAGGGAGAAAGGAUAUCUGUACAAUACUUACAUAACAUUGAACUCUCCCAUGUUGAAAAAUUUUGAUCAACAUGGGCUAAUCCUGGGAGCGCUUCAGAAUCUCGGCGAUAUCGCAAGAUUUAAUAUCCCAAUAGCGCAAAACAAGGGCUGUGUCAAGUGGGGAUAUUUCAUGCCGAAUCAAACGGGAAUUAACUUUCUUCAAGAGCUUGUGGAAAGUGGAAAGAUCAUACCUGUUGUUCAGCAAGUGUAUCCCUUUAAAGAUUUACCGCUGGCCUACAAGAGAGCGAGUCAAGGCCAUUUGAGGGGUAAGUUAGUUAUUGACAUGAAAUCGACGCGGGAUGAUUAACUUUUUAGUUUUUUAAAGCUUUAUAGACAUAGUUAUAAGAACUAAGUGUA
This is a messenger RNA of Harpegnathos saltator (Jerdon's jumping ant), 1440 nucleotides long. Its product is annotated as reticulon-4-interacting protein 1, mitochondrial. Gene Ontology annotation, cellular component: mitochondrion. Gene Ontology annotation, molecular function: oxidoreductase activity. The transcript is spliced from 6 exons. The record is from RefSeq and is a predicted model, not a curated record. NCBI's taxonomy places the organism in Eukaryota, Metazoa, Arthropoda, Insecta, Hymenoptera, Formicidae. Bases 200 to 1390 code for a protein of 396 amino acids.